Molecule: messenger RNA, 1945 nt
Organism: Sodiomyces alkalinus F11
Lineage: Eukaryota; Fungi; Ascomycota; Sordariomycetes; Glomerellales; Plectosphaerellaceae
Product: MFS general substrate transporter
Exons: 3
Coding region: 208-1770 (520 amino acids)
Biological process (GO): carbohydrate transport; transmembrane transport
Cellular component (GO): membrane
Molecular function (GO): carbohydrate:proton symporter activity
Source: RefSeq, a predicted model, not a curated record
CUCACACGAACAUGAGCAACUCCAUAUAAAAAGAGCACAUCGAGGACGCGAAGAUAUGUUGACAUGUUGACAUUGUUUGCGCGUUGAACUGCGAACCAGCUGCGACAUCUGAUACCGUCUGUCCUGAUCAAGACUUUCUCACGAGGAGAAAAUCCAAUCACUGGUCGGCGUGUUGCAUCUAACGCACAGAAAAGCAGCAACAGCAACAUGCACGAGAAGGAGAGAGGUAGCAGUGACGACGUCUCGCGCGUCGCUACUCUCCAGGCAUCUGUCCAUGCCAACGAAGACGCUCACUUGACCCUAUGGGAGUCGUUCAAAAAAUACAGGCGUGCAGUCAUGCACUGCAUUUUCAUGACCUCGGCCAUCCUCUUGUACGGCUACGACUAUGUCAUCAUCGGAACCGUUACGGCCAUGCCUAGUUUUCAGCACGACUUUGGCGAGCUACUCGGCGGCGAAUGGAUCUUCCCCUCGCUUUGGUUUGGGCUCUGGGCCUUCAUCUCCCCCGGUCUGCAGAUGGUCGGCGCCCUUCUUGGGGGGAAGUUUCAGGACCGCUUCGGCCGAAGGGCAUCUCUCGCAAUGGGUUCUCUCCUCUGUGCGGUCGGCGUGGCCGUAUGCUUCGUAUCCAACCUGCCCAACGAUAUCGACGGUCGCCGCGGGAUGUUCCUGGCCGGCAAGGGCAUCCAAGGCGGUGCGAUCGGCACAGUCAUGGUCACGGCCAUGACAUACAUGUCGGAGAUCCUACCCCCGAACCUACGCGGACCCGUCUUGGCCUUCUUCCCCAUCUUCACCCUGCUCGGCCAGCUCAUCGGCGCCCUGGUCAUCUUUGCUUCCAUGGACCGGCCCGACGGCUACGUCUUGGCCUUCGCGUCGCAGUGGCCCUUUUCGGCCCUGGCCUUGGUCGCGGCCAUCAUCAUCCCCGAGAGCCCGACCUACCUGGUGCGGCGAAACCACGAGGAACAAGCGCUCAAGGCGCAGAGGAGGCUUGGUUGCAUCGGCGGAGAUCCGGAACAGACCCUGGAACGCAUCCGGGCCGACAUCGCGCACGAGAGGCGUCUCGCCAACGCCACCUACCAAGACUCCUUCCGCAAGCCGAACCGCCGCCGCACCUUCAUCAUUAUGUUUGCCAACACCCUCCCUCAGCUCUUCGGACUAACGCUGCUUUCCAAGGGGAGCUACUUCUUGCAGGUCGUGGGGUUGAGCCCAGAUAUGAGCGUUCUUAUCCUUAUCAUCGGCGUCGUGUGCGGCUUGAUAGCGAAUAUUCUCAGCAUCCUCGCCCUGGCCAGCUUUGGACGGAGGCCGCUGAUCUUGACAACGCUGUCCAUCGCGGCCGUUCUGUGGGCGAGCACGGGCAUUGCGGGCAUAUUCCGCGGCACAGUGGCUGCUUGGUACACGGCGGCGAGCCUCGUUGCGAUAAGUGUAGUCUGCGGACUGGGCGCGUGGCCCGCAUCCCAGGUCGUGGCGGCCGAGACCUCGGCAUUGCACUUGCGCGGGAAGGCGCAGGGGAUAGGAUGGUUUACGUCCGGGGCGGGCUAUGCCGUGUUCGGGCUCGUGCUGCCGUACAUGUUCAACCCGGACCAGGGCAACCUGCGCGGCAAGACCGGCUUCGUCUUCGCUGGGCUGUGCGUCCUGGCGGCUGCGGUGUCUUUCCUUUACGUUCCGGAGAUGAAGGGACGCACAGCGGCCGAAAUUGACCGCAUGUUUGAGCAGAAGCUGUCGGCUAGGGAGUUUGCGAAGUGGAAGAACCCGAACGUCCCCGAGAACGGGGAAUAGGGGACGAUCGUUUCUGGAGCACUGGCUCAAUGGAGGUUGGCAUAUGUUAUUUGAAUAUUAUUUAAUGUUCCAGAGCUCCGCGGGGUUUCCGAGUCGCUAACGUGGAAGGGAACAAUGUGAAGGACACAGUGGGUUUUUUUACGGACUUUACCCUCACCAUAGCAUCAGAGCAAGU